UUUGCCCUUUCCUGGUAGCUCAGCAGUAAAGAAUACAUCUGUAAUGCACUUUCACUGCUGAGGGUGUGGGUUCAAUCCCUUGUCAGGGAACUAAAAUCCCACAAGCCACAUGGUGUGGCCAAAAUAUCAGGAAAGAGACAGAGCGAGAACACAAGCAAAUGAUGGCAAUGGUAUGGAGAAAAGAGAAACCUUGUACGCCAUUGGUAGGAAUGUAAACUGCUGCAAUCACUGUGGAAAACAGUACAGAGUUUUCUCAAAAAACUAAAGCUACAACUCCCAUGUGACCCAGUAAUUCCAUUCCUGGCUACAUAUCUGAAAAAACAAACAAACAGUAAUUCAAAAAGAUACAUGGACCCCAAUAUUCAUAGCAGCAUUUUUUACAAUAGUCAAGAUAAGGAAGCAACUGAAAUUCCCAUCAACAGAUGAAUGAUAAACAUGUGACUACACACAUACAUGCACACAUGCACACACGAACACACACAAACACACAGGAAAGCUACUCAGCCAUAAAAAGUAAAAUUUUGCCCUCUGUGACAACAUGGAUGGACUUAAAGGCUAUUGUGCUAAAUAAAAUGUAAGACAAAGACAAAUACCAUCACUUACAAGUGGAAUCUAAAAAAUACAACAAAUUAGUGCAUAUGACAAAAAAGAAGCAGACUCACAGAUAUAGAGAAUAUACUAGUGGUUACCAGUGGGGAGAGGGAAGGGGGAAAAGGUGCAAUAUAGGGGUAGAAGAUUAAGAGGUACACAUUAUUAUGUAUAAAAUAACCGACAAGGACAUAUUGUACAACACAGAUAAUAUGGUCAAUAUUUUAUAAUAACUAAACGGACUAUAACCUUUUAAAAUAUAACCUUGCCCAGCCCCUCCUCUAGGCCAAUUCUGGACUGACCACUGACCUGAGACCAUAACCCCUCUUUAAUGGGCCGGCCCCGCCCCCAAUAUGGCCGCAACCAUGUGCAGUUGGUGACCACUGCGGGCUCUUUUUCUGAGACAGAGAGCAUAGCUUUGAGGAAUGGAGGGGCGGGAACUCUCCAGGGAGCAUAGCCACAAGGAGGCCCAGCGGCGCAGGAGGACCGGAGAAGCCGGCCUCGGAGGCGGUGGAACCGGGUCGCAAUGACAGUCCGCACGGAGCCCGCUCGCCUCCCGCCACCCGAGACGUCUCCCCAGCCUUUUGUACUACUUGUCGCGGAAAAUGGUCGCACUCUUGUCGCUCCAUUUAACCUCAGAGGGAGUCACGUCAGAAGCAUUGUCCCCAAAGGUACCAUGUUACCCAUUGGCUGUGUUGCCCUCCGCCCCUUCAACCCUCUCUGCGCGUGCGCAGCACUCAGGCUCCCCGAGAAACGGGAACGGAAGUCCUCUGCUGACCCCAGGGAGGAUUGACUGGCUUUAUCUCCUUGCAGUCCAAGGGACUCUCAAGAGUCUUCUUCAACAUCAGUGCACAGGCCCAGGAAACAUUGACCUUCAAGGACAUGUUUGUGGACUUCACCCAGGAGUGGCAGCAGCUGGACGCUGCUCAGAAGAACCUCCACAGGGACGUCAUGCUGGAGAACUACAGCCACCUCGUCUCCAUGGGAUACCUUGUGACCCAGCCACAUGGGAUCUUCAGGUUGGGACAAGGAGAAGAGGCGGCCGGGAUAGCAGCUGGAGAAAGCCCACUGUGGAGCUCUCCAGGAGGGAAAGAAAACUGAGAAAUGCAGAUGUGAAGGUAUUCCCUGGACCUUUGGAGAUGCUCAUCAGAGGAAUUAGAAACCUUGAAAAGAAGCUGCCCUUGGAGGUGUGACUGGGAACGCACUGAGAUUACAUCAUAUCCCAGAAUGUUCUGCACACUCAGACUCAACAUGGGAAAUGUGACUUCAAAGGGUGGAAGCUGCCUUUGAGUCUGUGCUUCCUCCUUCCACAAUUAAUAUUGAAAUAAGAAUGAGACUCAAUUCCUGGAAAUACUGGAAGCAGGAAAAAGCAGGUCAUCAGCAGACCAGAAACCCUGAUGAAUCUCUAUGGAGCAGCAGAUAUGGAAUUGAUUGAUAAAGAGUAAAUUGUAGGCCAAAAUGUCCCUGGGAGAAGGUUCAGGAAGGCUCUGAGUGAGAGGGUGCACCUGCCAGGCAGGAGUGGGCUCUGGGGAAGCCAUCUAGAGAGUCACCUGGAAUCAGCUGCCCGUCUGACUACAGCUGAGUCAUGAAACUAAUCUCUGAACAGCU
Molecule: messenger RNA, 2196 nt
Organism: Dama dama (fallow deer)
Lineage: Eukaryota; Metazoa; Chordata; Mammalia; Artiodactyla; Cervidae
Exons: 5
Coding region: 1194-1781 (195 amino acids)
Source: RefSeq, a predicted model, not a curated record